CCUACCGUUGCUAGUGGCAACACAAGCACCAGACGACGCUAGCGGGGGAAAUUUACCGUUAACUCUCAGUGCUUUUCACUCAUUUGAUUUUAGUCAAGAAAAUAAUAUGACUGUCAUCUCUAUUUUAUGUUCUUUUACAUCUAAAUAACCGUCACUGAGUGAAAAUGCCACCCAAGGCAGCUAAAAAGGGCUCAGCCAAAAAGUCCAACACAGCUGGAGCCGCGGUUUCCAACAAGAAUUGGGAGACUGGUCUCACCAAGGCACAGUUUGAAGAGGACUCCUGGCAAGCCUGUGUGUGUUUGGUGGCUGGAAGGAGUCCAGAAGACGAGGAGCUGAUCCGGGCUCUGGCCCUGGCAGUACAGCAGCCACAACGCAAACUUUUCACCGCGGUGACCUGGGACAGCACCCUGACUAAGAUCCAUGAACUGGGGAAUCCUAAAGCUAAAAAACCUGACAAUGUCCCUGUGUACUAUGAGGUUACAGAGCCUGCUAAGGUGCUGCUGGAUGCAGGAGAGGAGAUUCCCUGUGAUCUGAUGGCCAAAAUAGUGAAGUUCCAGCUGCUACAGAUUAAAGACAGUGACCAGCAGAGGAGAGAAGCAGAGCAAGCUGAGGAGAGAAAUGCAAAGGCCCCUCCUGUCUCUGCCAGCAAGGACAAAGGAGGUGCCAAGGGCUCUGACAAAAAGGCAAAGAAUCCUCCUUCACCUGUGGGACCUCCCAAGAAGACUAAACUCAAACGCAGGGAUGAUGUUGAGCCGCCAAAGUUCAUAGAUGAUGAGCCAGAUGAUGGUCCUCUACACUACAUCCUGUUGCUGGGCUUCUACCAGCCCCGCCUGAUCGGGGCACUUGAUGCCUUGGGUGUCCAUGUGUCCAAUGUCAUUGAGUUGAGUUCAGAGUACUCACAAACAUCUGAGGGGCAGCAGGAACAACAAACCUGUGAGGGCAACGAGAACAGUCAGCGAGCCUCUUCAGAUUUGGAUACAGAGGUUCAGGGUAGUGGAGAGCUGCCUGCACAGACCAGGAAGCUGGAUCUGUUCUGGUCAGGUCUGAGACCAGUUUUGGACAGCGGACCACCGGACUCUAAGCUCCACGAUGUGGCUCAGCUCAGCUACACUGUCCCAGAUCUCAUACCUCCCUUCCACACACAGGAUCCCGAGGCUGUGCUUGAGUUGGGAAGCAGAAUCUUCGAGGGUGUGGCCAAUCUUAUCUAUGACUGUCUGGACUGGCGCAGGCAGCAUCAGCAUUACCAAAACAGCAUCAGACUCAUCACUGUACCCGCUGUUGUCGAGUUUGAUCCACAGCCUGCAGAGGUUGUACCAACCCCUCCCCCCAUGACUCCACGCUCCAAAAAGAAGUCGAUGCGGGAGGAGAGCCCACCAGACCAAGAGACGGCGCAGCCUCCCCUCUCUACAGAUGUGGACAUGCGUUACUAUAGCAACCUUCUGGACCUGGUUCCACCUGAAGCCUGUUCGGUGCCCCUUAUCUUGCACUGUAUGCUGGAGCAGGUGGUGGUUUCCGCUGAGCAAUCUAUCUCUGUUCCGUCCCAUGUGGCUGAUGAGUCAGAGCCUCAUAAUGGUCCCUGGUUAGACCAUCAGCUGGUCAGCUACAUGCUCCAAAGCUUCCUGCCUCUGGUGCACACAGAAGAGGAGAGGAGCCGCAUGUUACACAGCUUGUUGACUACAGUACAGAAUGAAGGAGACAAGGAGAGGCUUGUUGAGAAGUUUGGAGCAGAGGAGACUCAGAAGAGGCCUGAGCACCCUCUGGUUAUCAGACAUCAUGAUGAAAGGGCUCUGCGUUUAAGGGACAUAAGGGCGGUCCAGGGAUUUGAUCCAGCAGAAGUGGAGACAUCCAUGAUGAAGCUGUCUCCAGUGUGGGAGCUGGUCCACUCUGCAGCUCAGCAGAGAAACAGCAACUCCUGCUGGAUGGCAAUCAAACAGCAGCUACAACACUACUGCACAGAUGAUGUUGUGUCAUGGCCGGAGGUGGAGCGUUUGUUUCAUCAGAGCGUGUUUGAGAGUAUGCCACUGACCAGACUGGAUCAGCAUGGUAUACUACUGAAUGCUACUAGACCACUGGGAGCACUGGAACCAGCACAACAACAGGCACCUACAACAAACCCCUGGGACAACCCGCUGUCCUACGCUAAACAGCAGCUUUAUAACCUAAAGACAAAAGGUCCCACAUUUCUCACUGAAGACCCUGGUAACACACAGCAGAUCAGUGGGAGAGUGUUUGUCCAGCUGGACUUAUCUGACAUUCAGAGUUGUAGGCUGAGAUCUCUGUUCGACUGGCACUAUGCUGAACACCACGAUGCUACCAUCUUCCCACAGGUACUCCAGUUAGCCUCAGAAGAAUAUCGCUGCCUGGACACCUUCAGAGGAAGCCAUAACAACACCCUGUACAUCUUUUGUCACAAUCCAAUGGGUCCUCAUCGCCAGUGCAAAGAGUUCUGGGAGGUAGCCCUUCACACCGAUGUCAAGUUCAGGAAGUACUUGGAGCAUGUGGCAGACACCAUUUCAGAUUGGACAAGAGAAGAAGAGACAAAGAGAGAAGCAGUGCAACUCAAAAGUCUGAGCCCUCCAGAGUCUCCAAAAGAUGAAGAGGCUACAGAUUCUGCAAAGGAGGAGGACACUCUGGAGCCCGUCAUCAGAAAAGACUCCCUUAAAGCCUGGAAGCUGGAGCAGGAGCAGCUAAAGGAGGAAGAGACGGUCAAGAAAUCUAAGAAAGAGAAUACACCGAAAGGCAAGCAGCAGAAGGAGGAGGCUAAGUCCACUGAUACCAAGAAAAGUCAAAAGACUGUUUCAAGUGGCAAGAAGAGCAGGGCAGAGACAGCAGGCAGCUCAGCCAAGACUCCUACAGAGUCCAUUACUACUGCAGCUGUGGAGGAAAACAGAGAGGAACCCUUCAAUGGUUUCACAGGCUACAGUAUGGAUGGAAGGUUGAUCCACGUAUCAGGUCGUCUCCAGUAUCUUUUCCCCUCAGAUGGAGGACAGAUCACUGUGGAGAAUGUUAGCUAUGUUGAAGGUUCCAGCCUGAUGAAAGUGACUGUGAAGAAAGAUGGGCAUCAUUUCUACACACACAUCAACCAAGUUGUCGAUGCAGCAAGAACUCCCCUUCAGCCUCAAGACAUAAACAAUGACAAAAAAGAAGAUUUGAAAGUGGCAGAGCCUGUGGAGAUGAAAAGAGUGAAGCAGGGUUCCCUUUCUGCAGUGCUAGAUAACGGAAUCCACCUCUCAUACAGUUUUUACGGAUCCACAGGAGAAUGCAGAGGUGUCGCGCUCAGAACACCGAGUCCCCAGGAAAACGAAACAAGGGCUCAAGAGACCUCCACCCUUGUCCCCAUCCCCCUCUCCUCCUCCACCCAACGCUCCAAGGGAAGAGACCUGGAUUUAUCUCCCUCCAAGACACACACCCCAACCAGCCAGAUGAGACCUCCAGAGCUCCAGUCUAAGGUAUGCGAAGGUCAGCCAGAAUUGCCAUCAAGUCCAUUCAACAGUCUCAACCUGUCUGUCCCUAAUGGCCUACUGCUGCAAUUUCUGCGAGAGGAUACACAAGGAGUGUCUUCAGAGGAGCAGGGUAUGUUAGUGAGACAGAGCUUUCCUCUUCAUGGUCAGGGAGACGUGGGGCAACUUCAGGACCCCUCUCUCUCCAAAGAACUGUCCCGCACUGUCACCAGCCAGGGAGCUGUGAUCCGAUACAUGAGAGACGGCUCCACAGAGGUGCUAUUUGCUGACAGCUCAGUCAGUUUCAGCCAGGAUUCUGGUCCAGUGUGGGUGCCUGACUCCGAGGUUGAGGAAGAAAACGCCGCUGAAGAAACUGAGGACAACAAGAAAGAACAGAGCUCAGAGAAGGAGUCUGAUACUCAGAGAGGGUGUUGGUUAACAACGAUUCCCUCUGGGGCUCGCAUCUGCACUGUUGGGACCACACACAAACACUUACCAACCACCUCUCUUCUCGCCUUCAAGGCUACAGACCCCAUCACCCAUGAGGUGAUGCUGAGCCGGGAGGAUCUGGUGGUAUCGGUCCAGAACCCAGAUGGAUCUCUAAGUGUCGAACACGCAGACGGAACCAGGAUCACCAGGCUCUACCAAGACAGACCACCAAACACACCUCCACACAUACUGCUGCACACAGGGCAGCAGCCUGAGAGUGUGACCCUUAAAUCAACUUCUGAAUGUGCGUGUGGCUGCACAGAGUGUGUGUGCGUCACACGCUGUGCGGAGAGCAUUAAUGAGGACAUGCAUAUUCAGGAUACUUUUGCAAAUGGGGAAGAAAUUAGCAGGGACAGUGUAGGGAACAUAUGCGACAAGGAGGGUGCUGGACAUGUUUGUACUAAGCUGAGUGAGUGUGAGAAUAUGUGCAAUGAAAGGGAGAGUGCUGAAAGUAGUGUGUAUAAGAAUGGGGAGGAGAGUGUGUUUGCUGAAGAGACUGUGGCUGAGAAUGGUAAGAGUAGUGCAUGUGAGAGUGACAAGGGGAGUGUGUCAAGUAAAGAGCGGGUGAUUUUGGUGGAGAAGGAGGGCUACGCCACUGUGGUGAUGUAUCCAGAGCGACACACUGCUCACGUCUUCUUGGCAGAUGGAACUGUCAUCACUGGGAAUAACAAUGGAGCCUAUCAGGUAUUCCCAUCCAGUGUGGGGCUACUGCAGAUCCAAAGUGACGGGAAGUGCGUGUACUCGGCCGACCCCCUUGUAACCCCCAGCCCAAAGGGUGGCACCCACACUAACCAACCAGGAAGUUACACUAUGAGUCACACAGACAAGGUGGCCUGUGAUAUUACAGACUCCGAUGGGAACCACUUCCAGGUGUUGGAAGAUGGGCAGAUAUCAGUGCUGAACUUCAGCCCGGCUCCAAGCACACUGAAACAUGAUGCAGAGGAGCCAGCAGAGGAGGAGGAAGAAGACAGAGAAGUGGCCAGGCUUCAUGACAAACUCAGAGAACAUUGUCCCAGGCUGUUCCUGGUACAUGAAGAUGGCUCAGGCACAGAACUGCUGAGCUCUCAAACAGUAGAGGAUCUGCUCUACCAGGCAUACUCGGACCCCACUAUAGCACUGCUGAAGGAACCACUGCCAGACACACAAGAUGAGUUUGGCAUUACCAUCCUAAAGCCUAGCCAUCAGAGUGUGUGGUCUAGGUGGCUGCUAGGGAAACAGAACCCAGACAUCACUCCUCCCAACCUUAGAAACCGCAGCUGGCACGACUUCCCCAGAGUAGAGAAGAAGACUCCAGGUCCUCCGUUUGGUACUGAAAUGGGACGAGGUCUGAGUCUGAGAGAGAGGUCUGGUGCUUCUGCAGCACAACAUCAACCUGUCAGGAGCUGCCCUAAGGUCCUGGAGAUGAGGGAACUGUACCAGCACCGACCCUUUACCACACUGCUCAAACAUACUGUAGACACUCGGCUGAAGGAAUACAUUGAGAGUUUAAUGGAAAAGGAGCAGCGAUCAGAAGAGGUGAUGGUUAAAGACCCUCGCACUGAGGAGGAGAGCGUCCAUGCCAGUGAUCUGCUCAAUCUGGUCCUGUCUUUUGCAGAGGAGGAGGAUGAAGGUCACACUUUUGACAAGAGGACUUCAGUGGACAUAGCCAGUCUGUACAGCCAAGGAGUCGGAGCCCCAGCUGAGCAGUCAGACUUUUCAGAGGACACAGCUACAGCAGCUAGUGACAGUUUUGCUAAUAUAAAGGAGUCAAAAUGGACAGAAAGACUCACACAAUACAGACACGAGAUAUGUGAGGAGAAGGCUUGUAGAGUGGCCCUAAGGAAGAAGAUAGUUGUUCCUUAUUUCCACCCAGAAAAUAUUCCCUUAUACCAGAACCUGCUACAGCACCAAACACCAGACAUGAGGAGACUGUCCAUGCAUCUCCCUCCAAUCCCCAAGGCAGACAAUACUGAGACCUUCCCAAAAGAUGCCCCACAAGAGAACACCCCACGACCCUUGAACCCGACACCCUCUCGAUCAGCAAGUCAUGCAGGAAGAAGUGACAAGAUGCCUGAAAAGAGACCCACCAACCCCACGCCUCAGACUGCUGGUGAAAGCAGUCUGAGGGGCUCAUCUGGGCAAUGCAAGGCAGUCCGGCUAGAUGUGACUGGUAAGCCCAGGCGGACUAAAGUCAGGCUACCAUCCUCUAUCCUCAGUUCUAAACCCCGCAGCGUACCAAAUCAACAGUUCCUGUCAGUGGAAGAGCCAGUGAGGAGGAAGUGUCGAACAAUUUCUCUGACUGAUCCAAAUGUAAUAGUGAGGGGCUUCCAGCUCCUCCCGUCCAGUGUUGACUUUGGGACACUGCAGGAGGGCUCCUCCUCUGCCAUUACUGUGGUGAUGAAGAAUGUGGGAGUUGACACGUGCAGGUUCCAUGUGAAACAGCCCCCUCCUGCUACAGGCCUGCGGGUCAUCUACAUUCCUGGGCCUGUGGCGGCAGGUUUGCAGGUUGAACUGCAGGUUCAGCUGUUUGCUAUGUGUGCAGUCCAAGCAGGGGAGGUUGAGCCGAAGACGUAUAUCUCCCAGGAUAUUAUCAUCCACACGGAGACAGACAUCCUCUACCUGCCUGUUACUGCUACUGUCCUUCCUGGAAGGUUAUAUGACAUUUGGCUGAAGGACCCAAGCAGUGCCCACAAUAAGAAAAGCUCCAAGAUCCUCAAACUGUCUUCCAGCCUACCAGCCAGACAGGGAGUCAUAUACCGACGACCCAGUACCCUCCUGACUGAUCCUGCGGCAAACACAGGACACCCUAAUCGCACCACUAAUUUGUGAUGAUUACAUAUCACCAAUCCGUGAGUCAAGACUUCACAUCAUCCUCCUACCACAUGCCUCUUUUAUUCCACUAAAAUGAAAUAUUCUAAUGGAUUUUUAUAUUUUAUUCUGUUUCAAAUAAAAUCUUUAUUAAGCUGUUCUGUUAA
Thunnus maccoyii (southern bluefin tuna) is the source of this 6883-nucleotide messenger RNA. RefSeq names its product sperm associated antigen 17 (gene spag17). Gene Ontology annotation, cellular component: axonemal central apparatus. The transcript is spliced from 49 exons. The record is from RefSeq and is a predicted model, not a curated record. Gene Ontology annotation, biological process: epithelial cilium movement involved in extracellular fluid movement; axonemal central apparatus assembly. Bases 165 to 6737 code for a protein of 2190 amino acids. Lineage: Eukaryota; Metazoa; Chordata; Actinopteri; Scombriformes; Scombridae.